GACUUUCUGACAUGCUACGACGUGUUAGAAAGCGUUGGGAACUUCAUGGCAUCCGUCCUAGUUGGAUAGGAGAAGAAAUCUUUCGGGAACUUCUUAAAUAUUGGGAGAGUGAUGAGUUUGCGGCCAAAUCUGAAAAUGCAAAGAAGAUGAGAGCAUCUGAAAAGGGUGGUUGCCUUAAUGCUGUUGGAAGUAUAAGCACUGCUGAGCAUGUUCGUCGCAUGACUAAGGAAUUAAAUAGACCACCACUUAUGACCGAGCUGGUUGCAAGGACUCGGAAAAAGAAAACAGGAGCUUUUGUUGACAAUCGUACACAAAAAGCUAUGGAUGAUUAUCAGGCAUUGCUUGUACAAUUUCUGACUGUUAAUCCUCAGUAUACUCCAAGACCGAGAGAGCCGCUUCAUCCGGAUGUGGAUUUUUAUCUUUGGAAUGAACAGAGAGAAACCGUAAGACAAUUGGCGGUAAAUGAGGUGAGGCGUGGGCGGCGGAUUGUGAAGCGGCAUUGA
Messenger RNA from Vicia villosa (hairy vetch), 503 nucleotides. RefSeq lists its product as uncharacterized. NCBI's taxonomy places the organism in Eukaryota, Viridiplantae, Streptophyta, Magnoliopsida, Fabales, Fabaceae. The coding region runs from base 12 to 503 and encodes 163 amino acids. The record is from RefSeq and is a predicted model, not a curated record. The transcript has 4 exons.